Molecule: messenger RNA, 1137 nt
Organism: Alternaria incomplexa
Lineage: Eukaryota; Fungi; Ascomycota; Dothideomycetes; Pleosporales; Pleosporaceae
Gene: SFH5
Product: Non-classical phosphatidylinositol transfer protein (PITP)
Exons: 2
Coding region: 1-1137 (378 amino acids)
Biological process (GO): Golgi to plasma membrane protein transport; regulation of exocytosis
Cellular component (GO): cortical endoplasmic reticulum; cytosol; plasma membrane
Molecular function (GO): phosphatidylinositol transfer activity
Source: RefSeq, a predicted model, not a curated record
AUGGCAGCGAAGCCCGAAGACGUAAGCACAGCACCCACGGAAGGCGCCGGUCUCUUCAGUGGAGCAGGCCCGGAGAAGCAGCCCGAGCCUAAUCCUGUAGCCGACUCUGCCGACAAGAAGGACGAUGGAGAUGCCGUCGACAGCGCAACCGCAGCGGUAGCGGAUCUUUCGGUCGACGAGAAGAAAGAGGAAGCAAAGCCGACGGAAGUCACACCUGAAGCUACUGCCCCAGCUCCUGCAGCCGCUCCCGAACCCGCAUCCAGCGACGCCAAACCCGAACCCAGCACCGUAACACCCACCCAAGGCCCCAUCUGGCCCGAGACCGCACCCGACCACCCACUCACGAAGUUCUACGACGCCUUCGAGGCUCUCACCGCCGAAGCUCAACACAAUGAAGUCUACGGCAUCGAGCUGAGCAAGUCGAAGCCCUUCCACACCAAGCUCAUACUACAAAAGUUCCUCCGGGCCAACCAGAAUGAUUUGGACAAAGCCAAGUCACAGCUGCUCGACACGCUGAAGUGGAGGAAGGAGUUUGAUCCAAUCAAGGCAGCAGGAGAGACAUUCCCGAAGAACAAGUUCGAUGGAUUAGGCUACGUGCUCGAGAUUGAAGGUGUACCCGAGAGCCCCAACAAGAAGGAUAUCGUUACCUUCAACAUCUACGGAGCUGUCAAGGAUAACAAGGCUACUUUUGGCGAUCUGGAUGGCUUCCUCCGCUGGCGCGUAGGCCUCAUGGAAAAGUCCGUGCAAGCGCUCAACCUGCCCGCCGCCACAACACCCAUCCCCAACUUCGGCGAAGGCCCCGACCCAUACCAAGGGUUUCAAAUCCACGACUACCUCCAAGUCUCCUUCCUCCGCCGUGACCCCCUCGUCAAGACUGCGACCAACAAGACUAUCGAGAUACUAGGACGCCACUACCCUGAGACGCUGAGCAGGAAGUUCUUUGUCAAUGUACCUGUGGUCAUGGGCUGGCUGUUCAAUGCGAUGAAGUUGGUUGUGGCCAAGGAGACGAGCAAGAAGUUUGUUGUGUUGAGCUACGGUAAUCAGCUUGCUGCUGAGCUGGGCAAGGGUGUUCCGAAGAGCUAUGGUGGUGAGAGGGGGGAGUUGGCUGAGUGCGCUGAGGGUAUGAAGAUGGAGUAA